Molecule: messenger RNA, 1336 nt
Organism: Hymenoscyphus albidus
Lineage: Eukaryota; Fungi; Ascomycota; Leotiomycetes; Helotiales; Helotiaceae
Source: the annotation of a GenBank genome assembly
UGGGUUGGUUUUUGACUUGGAGGAAGGGUGGGAUUAAAUCCCUGGGAUUUCCUAUCUGGGACACAGCCACAAUCUGCUUGUUGGAAGUGAAUGGCUCGUCUCCUUUUCCUGCAAUCGGAUCACUCAAGGUUGUUGACUGGCAUCAAAUACAACGGUGGCGCUUGAAAAGGGGAAUUAAUUAAUUUGGCUGCAAACGGGGAGGUACAGCAAGAGUGCGAGUGGUGAUGAUGGUGUUCCGUCAGCUCGCUGGCUCGCCAAGGCCUUGAUGGGCGGUUGAAGAAAGUGCCAUUCUAAGACUCCGAGCGUCAUUUAUUUGGAACCGCGUAACCACAUCUGUCAACAACACCACAAUCGAAUCACAGUACUCAUGUCUUCGCUAUCCAUCUGACAUCUACAUUCCAUCGCAGUGUCAAAAUGAAUAACAACAGCUGCGACUUUCCAGGCGAAAAGAGCGCACGAACGAUAGCUGUCCCCCGUACCAAUAACGAAAUGAUACCUAGAAUUAGGCUUCUGAGAUGGGUGGCAGGAUUCAGUAUUGCAGCAUUUCUCUACCUCCUCUCUUUCAGAAAUCAGAGCCCAAACGGCUCGUUCUUUGCGAGAUUACGACCAUGCGAUCAUACUUUGGGGAAGAGUGCAGUAAAGGGGGGAGAGAAAGUGGCAGAGAAGCCUUUGGUCCCUCUGGAAGCUCAUAUCAUGAGCAAAUGUCCAGAUGCACAGGUUCGUGGAAUAUUUCUCCAACUACAACCUCGGAACCAGUUUUGAUUCCAAGUUGGAAUCUACAAACUAUAUGCUAACACCCUACCUUCCAGGACUGCCUGAAACUCCUCGUCCUCCCAACAAUGCAACGAGUCCUCCCCAAAGUGAAUUUCACUCUAUCAUUCAUCGGAACCGCCACCGCGAAUGACGGCGUAUCCUGCAUGCAUGGUCCUCCAGAAUGUCUAGGAAACAUAAUAGAGCUCUGUGCCGCCAACCUCUACCCAUCUCCGAAGACCUACCUAGGCUUCACCAUGUGUUUGACUCGAGACUACAAGUCUAUCCCAGAGAAGAGCUUAGUAGCAGAUUGCGCCUUGGAACAUGGCAUCGAUAUGAAUAAGCUAGAGGAGUGUGCUGUUGAGGACGAUGGUGGGAAAGGUAUGAGUUUGUUGAGGAACAGCGUGAAGAGAAGUGCGGAUAAUGGGGUUACCAAGAGCUGCACUGUGAGACUGGAUAACGAGAUUUAUUGUGUGAGGGAUGGGCGGGAGUGGAAGGAUUGUCCCCACGGAGCUGAGGUCAAUGAUUUGGUCCUUGCGAUUGAGAAGAAGUAUCGCGAUUCGUAGUUUUGUUAUAGCCCGCAGUC